This is a messenger RNA of Salvelinus sp. IW2-2015, 338 nucleotides long. RefSeq names its product ephrin-B1. Gene Ontology annotation, cellular component: plasma membrane. The record is from RefSeq and is a predicted model, not a curated record. Gene Ontology annotation, molecular function: ephrin receptor binding. Gene Ontology annotation, biological process: axon guidance; ephrin receptor signaling pathway. NCBI's taxonomy places the organism in Eukaryota, Metazoa, Chordata, Actinopteri, Salmoniformes, Salmonidae.
ACAUCUGGACAAGCUGGACAACAUUAUCUGCCCCAAGGCUGAGCCAGGACGAGACUAUGAGUUCUAUAAGCUGUACCUGGUCAGGAGAGAGCAGGCGGAGGGGUGCAGCACGGUCAUGGACCCCAACGUACUGGUCAACUGUAACAAGCCAGAGAAGGACAUCAAGUUCACCAUCAAGUUCCAGGAGUUUAGUCCCAACUAUAUGGGCCUGGAGUUUAAGAAGAAUAUGAAUUACUACAUCACAUCCACGUCCAAUGGUUCAGUCGAAGGCCUGGAGAACAGAGAGGGAGGAGUCUGUAAGACCAGGGCCAUGAAAGUUAUCAUGAAGGUCGGACAAG